AUGCCGACGCCGACGAUGCUCAGGUCUUUUCCGCUCUUCGUCGUCGUCGUCUUGCUGGUCCGGUCGCCGGCGGGUGCGGCGGCGGACGGCGGCGGGAACGCGACGGCGGAUUCGUGCCCGCUCGACCUGGGCUACGUGCGGACGUUCCCAUGGGACCCUACGCCGUGCGCGGGGGCCGCGCCCAACGUGACCGCCUGCUGCCAGACGCUGCUCUCCCUGUUCGGCAUCGGCCUCGCCGAGCGCCUCCGCGUCACGGGCAACUUCCGCCUCCCGUCCGCGGCGGCCUCCACGGCCUGCAUCGAGAGCUUCACGGACCUCAUCUCCGCCGCGCCGGCGGGCCUCUCGGGUUCCUCCCUGGUGCCGGAAUGCUUCCCGGACCCGAGCCAGUUCGCCAUCACCCCGUCCUACUGCGCCGGCGUCUCCACCGCGACGGAGUUCGCGGCCGCCGUCGGGAACGACUCCGUACAGGCUCUCAACUCCUCCUGCGGCCCCGACCUCGCCUCGCCGGCGACCUGCGCGCUCUGUUACAGCACCGGCGUCGCCGCCACCGCGCAUCUCACCACCGCCGCGGCCAACGAUAGCAAGUCGGGCUCCUGCUUCUACCUCUCCGUCCUCUACGCCGCUGGCAUCUCCAACUCCGCCGGCCCCACCUACCCACCCACCGCCGCCUGCGCUCUUGGCCUUGGCCUCUCGUCCCCUCCCCCCGCGCCGUCGAAGUCUAGCAACGUGGCCGUCUACGCCGCCACCAUCCCAAUCGCAUUCGUGCUCCUCGCAUCGCUCUUCGGCUUCUUUCUUUGGAGGAGGAAGCGAACGCAUGCCAAUAGCAAGAAGAAGAGCCACAAGAUCUGCGAGGAGGGCGGGCGGCGCGUGCUGGACAUGACGGCGCCGGCGGGGCCCGUGUUGAUCACUGACUGGGCGUGGACGCUCGUCAAGGCCGGGCACGCGAGGGAGGUGCUCGACGAGGCGCUGUCCACCGCCGAGAGCCCGCGGAGCGGGGUCAUGGAAAGGUUCGUGCUGGUUGGAAUCCUGUGCGCGCACGUGAUGGUGGCGCUCCGGCCGACCAUCAGCGACGCAGUGAGGAUGCUGGAGGGAGACAUGGACGUGCCAGAGCUGCCGGACCGGCCGCUACCGUAUGGGCACAGCGCCAUGUUCAGCGAAGCUGGGAAUACCUUCAGCAUCUCACUGGCGUUCAGUGGUCCGUUGGCCCCGUUCAUCGACAAUGGGGACAUGCUGAGGUGA
Messenger RNA from Miscanthus lutarioriparius, 1239 nucleotides. The record is from the annotation of a GenBank genome assembly. Lineage: Eukaryota; Viridiplantae; Streptophyta; Magnoliopsida; Poales; Poaceae.